ACGUUCAUGUAUCCUCGGUUUGCGAAGCACGAUGCAGGCGCUUGAGGUUGCUUGACGACUCCCUUUACAACCCUCGACGAGAUGUGGAUAGUACCACUGAGAGGAGACAGGUUGGUGUGGGCUAUCACAGCAUGUUGUUGUACUGGCUUCUUGCUUCAAGGGUACGACCAGGGAGUCAUGUCAGGCAUCAUUGGGGCAAACAACCAGUUUGGAAAGGACUUUGGGGAGCCUAACCCUACUGAACAGGGUCUCAUCGUCGCAAUAUACGAUAUCGGUUGCGCGGUCGGCGCUCUGGUCGUGUUCUUCUUCGGUGAGGCCUUGGGUAGAAAGCGGAUGAUCAUGUCGGGGGCCAUCACCAUGCUUGUAGGCACCGCGAUCCUCACCAGCGCUACUACACGUGCUCAACUAUACGUCGGGCGCAUCGUCACCGGUAUUGGAAACGGAUUCAACUCCUCGUCCAUUCCGGUCUACCAAUCAGAAACUUGUGACGGGCUUGUCAGAGGCAUGCUUGUUUGCCUCAACUCAACCAUAACCAUCGUGGGCUUGGUGAUAGCGUACUGGCUCGACUAUGGCCUCUCGUUUGUGGAUGGCCCUAUUCAAUGGCGUCUCCCCAUAGGCUUUCAAGCGGUAUUCGCACUGGCGCUUCUGAUCCAAGUUGUGGUGCUGCCGGACUCACCAAGAUGGUUGAUUGCGCAUAAUCGACGAGACGAGGGUGCUUCUGUCCUUGCACAACUUGAGGGUCACGAAUCAAUCGACCAUCCUGAUGUCGUGUACAAGAUGAAAGAGAUCGAGGUAUCGCUGGAGCAGGAGAGUAUUGGUGGCCCAUUCAAGUAUAAAGAGUUGAUACAAGGCGGUCCGCUUGGUAACUUCCGAAGAAUGUGUUUGUGUUCUGGGAUCCAAGUCAUGCAGCAGUUUACUGGAGCGAACAUGAUUAACUACCUGGCUCCUGUCGUCUACGAGAACACUAUGGGUUUAUCGCGUAAUCUAUCCCUCAUCCUGGGUGGUGCUACCGCCAUCACUUUCAUGGUGGCGUCUUUCUUACCAAUAUGGACCGUUGACAAAUACGGCCGCCGUUCCCUGCUCAUGAUAUCCGCUGCAGGGCUGUCCCUCUGCUUUGUGCUCACGUCGAUCUUGCUGUCCACCGGAAGCACGUCGGCUGCGUAUGGCGCUACGGCGAUGGUGUUCUUGUUCCAGAUAUUCCUGGGUAUUGGCUUUUUGCCCAUUCCCUGGCUUUACCCCGCUGAGAUAUCUACAACCCGUAUCCGCGCCCGCGGCGGCUCUGUUUCUGCCUUCUCCAACUGGAUGAGCACCUUCAUCAUCGUGCAAAUCACGCCACCCACAAUCGCCAACAUUGGGUGGCGCGUCUUCGUCAUUUUCGCGAUCUUCAACGCGAUCUGGGUGCCUGUCGUGUACCUGUUCUUCCCCGAGACGAAAGGCCUUGAGCUCGAGGAUGUCGACCAUAUUUUCGAGAAGGGCGGUAUCACAGGCGGCGUGUGGGAGAGCCUGAAGGCGGGCGAGGGCGGGAGGACGGUGAGAAGGCGGAGGAUAGCGGAGGAUGUGGAGGUGAGGGAGGAGAAAGGGAAGGAGGAAGAUGUUUGA
This is a messenger RNA of Coniophora puteana RWD-64-598 SS2, 1599 nucleotides long. RefSeq names its product general substrate transporter. Gene Ontology annotation, molecular function: carbohydrate:proton symporter activity. NCBI's taxonomy places the organism in Eukaryota, Fungi, Basidiomycota, Agaricomycetes, Boletales, Coniophoraceae. The record is from RefSeq and is a predicted model, not a curated record. The coding region runs from base 82 to 1599 and encodes 505 amino acids. The transcript is spliced from 16 exons. Gene Ontology annotation, cellular component: membrane. Gene Ontology annotation, biological process: carbohydrate transport; transmembrane transport.